This is a messenger RNA of Sorex fumeus (smoky shrew), 1646 nucleotides long. It is a transcript of the gene NRIP3, whose product is annotated as nuclear receptor interacting protein 3. The record is from RefSeq and is a predicted model, not a curated record. The transcript has 7 exons. NCBI's taxonomy places the organism in Eukaryota, Metazoa, Chordata, Mammalia, Eulipotyphla, Soricidae. Gene Ontology annotation, biological process: proteolysis. Gene Ontology annotation, molecular function: aspartic-type endopeptidase activity. Bases 14 to 736 code for a protein of 240 amino acids.
GGCGCCUCUCACGAUGUUUUACUCAGGGCUCCUCACCGAGAGCGGCCGCAAGGAGCCCGACCUGCGGGAAGCGGCGUCGCUACGGCAGCAGCGCCGGAUGAAGCAGGCCGUGCAGUUCAUUCACAAAGACUCCGCCGACCUGCUGCCCCUGGACGGCCUCAAGAAGCUGGGCUCGUCCAAGGACACGCAACCUCAUAACAUUCUGCAAAGGCGCCUCAUGGAAACCAAUCUGUCUAAGCUUCGAAGUAGCCGUGUCCCUUGGGCAUCCAAGACCAACAAACUCAAUCAUUCUAAGUCAGAGGGGCCAAAAAAGUCUGAGGAUGAUGACAUGAUUUUGGUUUCUUGCCAGUGUGCUGGCAAGGAUGUGAAAGCCUUGGUUGACACAGGCUGUCAGUAUAAUCUUAUCUCUUCAGCCUGUGUGGACAGACUGGGACUCAAGGAACAUGUCAAAUCUCACAAGCAUGAAGGAGAGAAACUUUCUCUACCCCGACAUCUAAAAGUGGUGGGCCACAUUGAACACUUAGUGAUCACACUGGGCUCCCUCCGUCUAGACUGCCCAGCAGCCGUGAUUGAUGAUAAUGAGAAAAAUUUGUCCCUGGGUCUCCAGACUCUCCGAUCACUCAAGUGCAUCAUAAACUUGGAUAAGCACCGACUGAUCAUGGGGAAGACAGACAAGGAAGAAAUACCUUUUGUGGAGACACUUUCUUUGAAUGAAGACAACACUUCAGAAGCAUAACUACUGCCUGCAGUUUGUCUGCACGGUUACACACACCAGGUUGACAGAUUGGGAAAUCGGGUUUGAAUCAAAUGCAGUAGCAGCUUGCUGUGGACCAAGUCCUUUCACUUAAUAGAAGCUCUAGGGGCGCCUUCCCACCCAGACUUCUCUAGACUUUAGUCUUUGCUUAGAGAUCUUGUCUGGUUAUAGCCAUUUUUUUUUUUACUUCUUUGAUCACUUAAUGUGACACUGCCAGCUCUCACUGUGGCCUCUUUCUCUGCUUCUUCCAGGAAUUUGCUUUUAUUAGUCACAUAUAGAAGCUUCCCAGGUACUACUUCUAGACACAAUUGCUUCUUUUCUUGUAGUUAAAAUGUAUAAUAAACAGGAACCUGACCUUUACCUCCUUUCAUCUCUUUCAGAGAGACAUGGGUUGCCUGUGUCUCAGAAUUAGAAUUUCUUCUAAUUCAUUCAUUAAUUUCUCAAAUACAAAUUGAUAUGAAAUUGCUGAGAGAUAAUCUACCAACUUUUUAAUUUAAAGGGCCAGAAAUGGCUGGGAAGAUAGCUCAAAGGGCUAAAUCAUAUUCCUGGCAGACAGGGCUCUAAACCAUAUUGUUUUUCACCUUGGUAAUCCCCAGCAGUGCUUGGGAGGCCCAAGAAAUGAAAAAGCAAAAAGCUCAAAACAUGCAAAAAAAAAUCCUAAGAGGUAAGUGAAUUGUUUAAGACAGUGGAUCCACAGACCAGUGUUGAAUAGUUUAUAUAGUGAGCCAUGACAUAAGGACCUGGAACUCAGGCCUCACAAACCCAGGCACUUUUCAUUUUCUUUGUCUUAAAGACUUUCUAGGGGGACCAAAAUAGGAUUUGUAGAAAUUUAGUGUAGAAGAACAUGAUUUGGGGAUGAAUGCUAAGGAGUUCUAUAUAGCUCUUUUUCCUG